GACGAGAAUGACACCAUCUGUUGCCAGGAGCAGAUCAACCGGUCCAUUUACUGGGCCGACGGCUUCGUCUUCGUCUACUCCAUCACGGACUACGAGAGCUACCGCGUCAUUCGCCCGCUGCACCAGCACAUCCGGAAGAUCCACCCCAAUGCCAACAUCCCCUUGCUGCUGAUGGCCAACAAAGGGGACCUGCUCCGGGCCAGGCAGGUGUCCACCAAGGAAGGCCAUCAACUUGCCAACGAGCUGGGCUGCCCGUACUCGGAGGUCUCUGCGCGGGAGAACUUCGAAGGUGUCCACGAGGCCUUCCAGCAGCUGUGCCAGGAACUGAGUCGGAUCAUUGGGAACUGCAACGGGGAGAAGCGGAGGGGCCUCCACCUCAUCCGCCCCAAAUCGCCCAACAUGCAGGAACUGAAAAGGAGGCUCAAGCAAGCCUUGUCUUCCAAAGGCAAAACUGCCACGAUGCUCUGAUGAAUUUUAAAGGGUCCCUUUGGGCCAUAGCGGGCCGGGAAUAGCCAUGGGGGCUUGGUGAGGGUCAGCUUGCCAGCUGUUUUGGAGCGCAUGGGAAAGAACCCCUUUCCAGAAAUGAGACUAGGAUGGCCGGGAAUUCGGGGAGUUACGCCCUUUCACUAGACCGGGGUCUCCAAACCUGGCAACAUGCUGGCUGGGGAAUUCUGGGAAUUGUAGUUCACAAGUCUUAAAGUUGCCAAGUUUGGGGACCCCUGCAUUAGAUGAUCCCCAAGAGGGCCCUAAGGAAAGGGGCACCUUCAUUCUCAGGAUUGGUUUCAGCUUCUUCACCUGCACAAGACAAACAGGUGAAUACCUCUACCGGCCCACUCCAGUGUGGCUUCAGUCAUCGUCUUGGUUCUUUCUCCAUAUGUCAGACAACCAUCUUCUCUAAGGUUUAGGCGCCAAAUAUAUGUUUGUGUAUUAAAUAUAUUAAAUAUAUGUUUGUGUGUUAAAGGGAAAAUAUAACCACACAUACAGUAUAAAUGUGUUAUGAAACUGGUAGCACAAGAGGAGAGAUGGUUGGUGGUCUCUCCAUUGGACAGUCAGCUCCUGCUGUAGAGGAUCUUUCUGCCUUCCUCUUCCACCAUAUCAAGAACCAGCACAACUUUUUAAGGGUAGAAGAGAACCCUAACCCUAGCUCCUUUCCUUCCUUCCUUCCUUCCUUCCUUCCUUCCUUCCU
Molecule: messenger RNA, 1186 nt
Organism: Notechis scutatus (mainland tiger snake)
Lineage: Eukaryota; Metazoa; Chordata; Lepidosauria; Squamata; Elapidae
Source: RefSeq, a predicted model, not a curated record